Patiria miniata (bat star) is the source of this 3710-nucleotide messenger RNA. RefSeq names its product mesoderm induction early response protein 1-like. The record is from RefSeq and is a predicted model, not a curated record. The transcript has 10 exons. Gene Ontology annotation, cellular component: nucleoplasm. Gene Ontology annotation, biological process: negative regulation of transcription by RNA polymerase II. Bases 28 to 1737 code for a protein of 569 amino acids. Gene Ontology annotation, molecular function: histone deacetylase binding; transcription corepressor activity. Lineage: Eukaryota; Metazoa; Echinodermata; Asteroidea; Valvatida; Asterinidae.
CAAUGCCAUCCCAUAAUAAUCGUCAAGAUGGCCGAGCCAGCUACGAGUGACUCCAGUCCAGAGACUGACCAGGACUUUGAUGUGACGGCUGAGAUGCUCGUUCACGACAUCGACGAUGAACAGACCAUUGAUGAGGAAGAGGGCAAUGAGAUCGGGGAGUGCUUCAGCAAUGAACUGGACGAUCUAGCGGAGGAAGCUGCAAUCCCAGUGGACCAGCUGUGGCGCAUGUACGCCAACCCCCCACCGCCCAUGGCCAGCGCCAGCACCCCGCCCAUCCACCAGCAAGAGGACUCGACAGAGACGGACGGCAGCACGGACGAGAUCCUGAACUCCCGCAACCUGACCCUGGACAAGGAGGAAAUCGCCCAGGACUUGCUUCCAAACCAGGGGGAGAACGUGGAGGAAGGGACGGGGGAAGAAAGCAUCGAUGACCUGCAUAGUGAUCUCUUCCCUGGCCCGGGUAGCCACGCUAGCGACAGCCCUGGUAGCUACGGCACACACAGACUACUCAGAUCUAACACGGCCACUGACGGAGAUUCUGAUUCAGGCUCAGAAGACUCGGAUUACGUCCCCCCAGAAGACUGGAAAAAGACCAUCAGCGUUGGUUCCGAUUUCCAAGCAGUUAUUCCUGAAGGGCUGAGUCACUAUGGUGAUGCUCCAGCCUAUGACAAUGAGGACAGACUACUCUGGGAUCCUAAUCAGCUCUGCGUGGAGCCCGUUGAGUCCUACCUGAGGGAGGUCCAGCGACCACCGCCCGGCACCAUGAGCGUCAAGUCGCUACCCCUGGGCAGCCAUGUCCGGGACGACGAACGGUCACUCUAUAUACUCUUACAAUGCGGACACAAUGUGGACGAGGCCCUCAGACGACAUCGUAUGCAAAUAGCGCCCCCUAUGGAUGAGAUGAGCCUAUGGUCUGAGGAGGAGUGCCGUAACUUCGAGAGCGGCCUCAGAGCGUACGGCAAGAACUUCCAUCUAAUUCAACAAAAUAAGGUUCGGACAAGAUCGGUGGGGGAAUUGGUUCAGUUCUACUAUCUGUGGAAAAAGACGGCUCGACACGACAGCUUCGCAAACCAGGCCAGGCUGACCAAGAAGAAGUAUCAUCUACAUCCGGGAAUCACGGAUUACAUGGAUCGUUUCCUGGACGAUGCGGAGAGCCUAGUGAGUCCCAUCCCAUCCCACAGUCUCCUAGACAAGCACCGGAUCAACAACAAACUCUCCCAUUCAGCAUCCAUGCUCUCCACUCUUAACGGGGCUUCCCCGGCUGAACUCCUCAGCAAUGGCUCGCCGGAAGUCGGCGGUUUGGUCAUGGGUGAUCUCCCCAAUGAGAUGUCGGCCACGGCCACAGCGACAGCCAGCCAGAGUUUGAAGCACCCCGCUGACUUCCCCGACUCCAACGGUCCGGCCAAGCAUCGGAAGUUGGAGCCGGAGUUGGACCAUCAUCACCAGCAGGUCAUGAGAAACCUGGGCAUUGUGAUUGAACCCGACCGGCAGGAAAGAGACAGCGUCUUUAUGAGGGACCAUUUGGUCCAGGUGGUCACCACCCACGCGGACCCGCGCCCGCCCCCGUCCGCGCCCCAUCCGCCAUCUCAGGUACCCCCUCUCUCGCCCGCUGUCAAACCUAUACGAGGCAACAUCACCCUGGUCCCGCCCGAGCACAGCGUUGCCUCGGACUCGGUCAUCAACGUUCGACCGCUGGUCACUAGCAAUAUGCAAGCAACCAAUCCUGUAGCCCAGUGAUGGCGGCACGGAAUUGUUAUAUACCUUCCAAAACAAACAAACAAGGCGAAACAAUUGCGGAAAUGUGUGAAAUUUGUGAGCAAGUCGCUUGAGGAGCAAGCAGUCUACGAAGUUGAUGCAACUCUUUUUCACGAUGUGUAAUUGAGAGAAUGUGCGAGAGUCGUCAACGUCUUCAGGAGUUUGUAAUCACUUAUUUAUUUAUUUUUUGCUAAGAGUAAAUAUAUAUAUAGAUAUAUAAAUAUUGCGAUUCAUGUGUGGUGUAUGAAGACGAAAUAUGUGACACCGUUUUCUGGGAAGAGGCAUUGGAAUAAUCGUAACGGAAGAAAAUCUCUUUACUUGUCCAAAACCAAAUGGUCCAAAAGAUGUCCUGUUUCUUCCUUAUUUAAUUUUCUCACGGCAGCCGUCGGUUCACAAGAAAUUGUGCUCUUGUCUACUUAAGCCGUAUUCUCAUUGGACUUUUUUUGGAUAAAACUAACAGACUCUUGUCAACUUUACAGAGACCAUUGUCAAUUAAACCAAAUUAAGUCCAGUGGGGACAACCGGUAAAUUUCCCGAAUGGUCAAGCGUUGACUGUCGAUUGUGAGCUUCGACGGUCCGCUGCAGAAAGUUUUAGAGGGCCAACUUUUGUUGUCGGUCUGUUGUUGAUCAAAGGCAUUGCAACCCAGACAGUGCUGAAUUCUCAAUUGUUAAUAUAAAUGUUUUCACAUGCCUAGGGUGGGGAUUGGGGGGGGGGGGGUUAUGAUUAAUGUCAUUGUUCAUAUAAAAUUUUCUGUGACUGAAUAUGUUUUUUUUUUCCUAGGAUUAUUUGGCAUGACAAAUUUGACACAAGAACAUUGAUAUGGUUCAGUUUUAAUUCAAACACAAUUCAAACUUAGAAAAGAAUGUAGUAUCCAGACGCCACUUCAGCGGUUGUGUACAAAGUUUAUUGAGAGUCUAGAAAAUUUUUCAAGUAUUUCCUAAUUUUUUCAAGAAUCUUUCUCAGUCCCAAUUUCAUGUCUUUUCAAUAUUUAUGCAGUGACUAACCUUUAUUGAGAUGAUAUAUCCAGAAAAAAGUGGCGUCAGGUUGCAACAUUGUUUCUCGACUGUAUCUUCUGAACAACUUAAAAAAUAUUUUACUAUCUGGACAAGAAGACAAUACAUCUUCAAGACUUGAUCCUUAAAACUCCCAUUAUGUGCUAUUUCAGUGUAGAUAGAGUGAUAAUAAGAAAUAUGAGUAUUCUUCUCAGUAUGCCUGAAAAGUGUUCAGUAGAUGUAUAAUUGGGGGGGGGGGGGUCCGUUACCAUUCCCCAUCUAAACUCACAAAUGUCGUCCACUUUUUGUUGGACUUGUCAAUAGUGUAAAUAGUUUAUAAACGACAGAUAUACAUGUGUAAAUCGAUUUAAACAACCAUAGAAAUGUUAGGUUCUUUUUUUUGUUUGGUAUUUUUUAAAAAACACGAGGAGUACGCUACCAAAGGACAGGUUUUAAAGUUAGAUUCAGACAAGGAAGUUGGGAAAAAAAUGUAUAAUUAGAAGAUGUCUGUAUGUUUAUAUGUUUGUUACUUUACUCUGUAGACAAGUAUCUGUAGUUGUAGCGUUGGCAUAUCCUUUUGUGUAUAUAUUGUCUGUCAGUGUUACGGUUUAGUCCUUUUUUAAAAAAUCCGUCAGUCAUACUGAAAUUUAAGUUGGUGAAGUAGGAAAACUCUCACCACAUUAUAUUUCAAAGCGCUUGCAGGAUUCGGAAAAGGAUGCAACUUUGACACUGUCGUCAUUUUUUUUCUUUCUUGUCUUCGAAAAUCUUGCUUUAUUCAUUUAAAUCCUCUCGUCAAGUCUUUUGAAAAUUAGUAUGUUCAGUUGAGAAUUAUACGUGUCCCAAAAACUCAAUUUUACCCAAAAACCUGUUUUAAAAGUUUCAGCGAGAGUUAAACUAGUGCCAGUAGUUAAGACUUAUUACUCCUGCAUCGAAAUUUCAUAUGACUGGUUUUUAUGGAAUGA